AAAAAAAAUCGACGCUAAGCUAGCUGCGUUAGCUCACAUAGCUAGCUGGUUUUACUAUUCUGUACAACAACAACAGAUAGAGUUUCCCACCGUAUCUACAAGGGAAACAGUUUAGAUUAUUGCAACAUGAGUUAAUAUAAUUUCACCGCAUCGUAGCAUGUAAGACUUCGAGCUGCUGGACCAGGAGCACAAUGAAACCACCGUCACAGACUCAGUCAUCUGCUGUAAGCAGUUUAAUAUUUGAAGGCGUCUACAACAACGCUCGGAUGCUUCAUUUCCUCACGGCGGUGGUGGGUUCCACCUGUGACGUGACAGUGAAAAACGGCGCCGUGUACGAAGGAAUCUUCAAGACUUUGAGCUCACAGUGUGAGCUCGCUGUGGACGCUGUUCAUAAACGUAGUGAUGGAGACGAAGGCGGGGGAGGCGAGGAAGGAGGAGGAGGAGGAGGAGGAGGAAGCAGCCAGUCCUUUUCACCCAAGAUUGAAGACAUCACUGACACCAUGAUCUUCAGCCCCGCCGACCUGGUGACCAUGACCUGCCGUGAUGUCGACCUCAGCUUCGCUGUCAGAGACACGUUCACCGACGCCGCCAUCAGCUCGUCACGGGUGAACGGGGAGCACAGGGAGAAGGUUCUGCAGCGGUGGGACGGAGACGGAAACGGAGAAAACUUCGAGCUGGAGACAGAUACGUCAAACGGCUGGGACGCCAACGAGAUGUUCAAGUUUAACGAGGAGGCGUACGGCGUCAAGUCCACCUAUGACUCCAGCCUCUCUAUGUACACCAUGCCUUUAGAGAAGGGGAACUCUGAGGUUUACCGGCAGCGGGAAGUACGAGCGGCUCGAUUAGCCAGCGAGAUCGAGGGCAGCCUGCAGUACCGCCGCCGGGUCUCCUUAGAGAACGACGAAGGCAGGAGCGAAGAGGACAGAUACAGCUCGGUGGUCCGAGAGGACAGAGCCAGCCCCGGGUUCUCCUCCGUCAGCAGGGAAGGUAAAUACAUUCCUCUCCCUCAGAGGGCUCGAGAGAUCGGCCUGUCCGCCGGUAGCAGAGGGGCGGGAUCGUCCGGUCGAGCCGCGGCGGCGCCGUCCUCCUCCAGACACCCGCCGCCCAGCUCGUCCUCCCCGAAACCAUCCUCCGAUAGGAGCAGCCCGCUGUCCGUCAGAACCGCCUACUCUCCUCACCAAUCACAGGGCAGCCCGCCGGCGGCCGGCAGCCCUCCCUGCACCAAUCACGCUCCUCUCCCUCACUCGCUCUCACAUCCUCAGGCGCUGGCUGACACGACGCGCUCAUCUGUCAAUGGAGUUGCAUCCAGAACUUCUCCAAAAUCCCAGAGACUUCAGAGCAGCCGAACCCUGCGGACCCCGAACUCCCAGUCUACACCUGCAGUGUCUCGUGCUCCGAAACCAGACGCCCCUCCCCAGGACCUCCCCCUGGCUGGCCCCGCCUACCUGGACUCCUCCCCUUCCACCGUCACCGCAGCACCCACCGCUAAACCCUCCGGCCCCACCCCGAUCUUCCCUGUCGAUGUGAAUGAAAUCCUGAACACAGCAGCUAAAGAGCGAACUGAGAGUCUGUCCAGUCCGCAGGAAGGAAAGAGCAGCAAAGCUCCCUCGGUCCAGCAGAGAUCCCAGCUGGAGGAGCUCCGCAAGUUCGGCAAAGAGUUCAGGCUGCAGUCCAGCUCUUCACCUUCAGCGAGCCCAUCCUCUGCAGAUCCUCCUCCGCCUGCCGACUCCUCCUCCUCCUCCUCUUCCUCCCCCGCGCCACCCAAACCUGCCGUCACCUCCCUCCUCGCCUCCUCUGAUCUGCAGCAGACCACUGAUGCAUCUCCCCCCACCACCGCCACCACCACCACCGCCGCCACCGCCACCGCCCCCGCUGCUGCUGCUGCCCAGAGCCCCGCAGCUGGCCCCCAGUCCUCCGGACCAGAGGGGCGGCAGCAGACCGGGACACCGCAGCCGGCUCCGCCCAACAGCGGCGAGGAGGCGUGUCCAGAGAGCAGCGAGCGAACGGAGGCUGCUUCUACAGCUGCUGCGCAAGUGAAAAACUCAACAUUGAAUCCGAAUGCAAAAGAAUUUCUUCCCAUAAAAGGAAAUGCAACGCUGAAACCUGCGCCGACCCCCACCCCGCCUCGACCCACCCAGCCCAGCCCCUCGCUCAUCCUGCCUCCCCAAGGACAACCAGGGGGCGGAGCCAUUUACAGCAGCCCACCGGGACACUACCUGUCCUACGUCUCGCCCAUCCCCAUCCAAGGACACUCCAUUCAGGCUCCUCAGCUGUAUCAGUACACCAUGUCGACCGUCAACCAGGGGAAAUAUCCCAGAACGAAAGGCCCGGUGGUGGGACCACGUCAGGACCACCACCCGUCCCCAGCCUCCCCCAUGAUCUCAGCCGCAGCCUCGGCGGCGGGACCCCCGCUGGUGGCUUCGCCCUACCCCCAGUCCUACCUGCAGUACGGGCAGGUGAUCCAGGCCAUGCCCCCCCACUACCACGGACAGGUGUACUCGAUGCUGCAGGGGGGAGCGAGGAUGCUGACGCCCGGCGCCCCUCCUCAGCCCAUGGGUCCUCCUGGCCCCCAGUACCCGGGCCAGGCUGAGGGCCCGCCGGGGCCACAGCAGGCCAUGUACGCUCAGUCGUUCUCUCACCACUCGGGCUCCAUCCAUCAUCCUCAGCCCUCCAGCACUCCCACUGGGAAUCAGCCCCCACCCCAGCACACAGCGCCCAGUCCAGGACACACUCAGUCGGGUCAGGGCGGUCCUCAGCCUCAGUCCAUGUUCCACUCCGCCGGUCUGUCGGCUCCAACGCCCCCUAACCUGCCGCCGGGCCACAGCUCCCCGCAGGCCUCCUACACCAUGCAGGGCUACAGCCUCCCCACCCACCAGCUGCCCCACGGCUUCCCCUCCAUCAGCCAGCUCACACAGGCUCACGUCUCAGCGGGUAUAUCAGGACCUCACCACUCUGCUGGCCACGGCCCGCCCGUCAUGCUGCACUACGCCCCCCCUCAGCAGGGCAGCGGCUCCAACCCCCAGCACGGCCCGCCGCCCCAACAGGGAGCUCCACAACACUUCUACAUCGGACACCCCCAAGCUGUUCAGGUCCAGGCUCACCACGCCCAGCAGCUGUCCUUCCACCACUCUGCAAACUGAAGCGUCACGGCUGCAUUCGGGGAAA
Messenger RNA from Thunnus maccoyii (southern bluefin tuna), 3165 nucleotides. It is a transcript of the gene atxn2l, whose product is annotated as ataxin 2-like. Gene Ontology annotation, cellular component: cytoplasmic stress granule. The record is from RefSeq and is a predicted model, not a curated record. Bases 192 to 3140 code for a protein of 982 amino acids. Gene Ontology annotation, molecular function: RNA binding. Lineage: Eukaryota; Metazoa; Chordata; Actinopteri; Scombriformes; Scombridae. Gene Ontology annotation, biological process: cytoplasmic stress granule assembly. The transcript has 23 exons.